This is a messenger RNA of Echinostoma caproni, 426 nucleotides long. The record is from the annotation of a GenBank genome assembly. NCBI's taxonomy places the organism in Eukaryota, Metazoa, Platyhelminthes, Trematoda, Plagiorchiida, Echinostomatidae.
AUGUUGCGCCUUGCACUAGUUCAAAUGCUCGUUGGUCCAGAUAAACUGGCCAAUCUGAAACGCGCGAGUGAUUUGGUCUCACGGGCCGUCGCAGAACAUUCCGCCCGUCUAGUCUGUCUUCCCGAGUGCUUUAACUCACCAUACGGAACCAGUUACUUCGAUACUUACGCGGAAUCCAUCAAAGACGGACCAACAAUUCGUGCUAUGUCCGAAACAGCAAAAACUCAUGGUAUAUGGCUUGUUGCCGGAUCGAUACCGGAACGAGGAGAAGAUGGAAAAUUGUACAACUGCAGUCUGACAUUUGACCCGUCAGGUCGACUGGUAGGCACCUAUCGAAAACUGCAUCUGUUUGAUAUCGAUAUUCCAGUUUUAUUCCGGAUGAGCGUUCAUGGGGACAUUUCAGUGGUAACCUAUACUUUGGUCUGA